Molecule: messenger RNA, 1368 nt
Organism: Gamsiella multidivaricata
Lineage: Eukaryota; Fungi; Mortierellomycota; Mortierellomycetes; Mortierellales; Mortierellaceae
Product: WD40-repeat-containing domain protein
Exons: 1
Coding region: 403-1350 (315 amino acids)
Molecular function (GO): protein binding
Source: RefSeq, a predicted model, not a curated record
UUAAGCGGUCAUACCGAAUCUGUUAGGAGCGUGGCGUAUUCGCCCAGCGGCCAGCAGGUCGCCUCAGGCAGCCACGACCACACGGUGCGGCUGUGGGAUGCGCAAACCGGUGCACCUGGUCCUAUCUUAGGCGGUCAUACCGACGGCAUUAACAGGGUAGUGUACUCGUCCAGCGGCCAGCAGAUCGCUUCGAGCAGUUACGACUACACGGUGCGGCUGUGGGAAGCGGAAACCGGUACACCUGGUCCCAUCUUAAGCGGUCAUACCGGAGUGGUCGAUUGCGUGGUGUAUUCGCCCAACGGCCAGCAAAUCGCCUCAGGCAGUUACGACAACACGGUGCGGCUGUGGGACGCGGAAACCGGUGAACCUGGUCCCACCUUAGGCGGCCAUACCAGCUAUAUUAUGAGCGUGGCGUAUUCGCCCAGCGGCCAGCAGAUCGCCUCGGGCAGUCACGACAACACGGUGCGACUGUGGGACGCGGAAACCGGUGCGCCUGGUCCCAUCUUAAGCGGCCAUACCAAACCUGUCAGGAGCAUGGUGUAUUCACCCAGCGGCCAGCAGAUCGCUUCGGGCAGUCAGGACAAGACGGUACGGCUGUGGGAUGCGCAAACCGGUGCACCCGGUCCCAUCUUACGACAUACCAGCUAUAUUAUGAGUGUGGUGUAUUCGCCCAGCGGCCAGCAGAUCGCCUCAGGCAUUUACGACCACACGGUGCGGCUGUGGAACGUGCAAACCGGUGCACCUGGUCCUAUUUUAAGCGGCCAUACCAAAUCUGUCAGGAGCGUGGCGUAUUCGCCCAGCGGCCAGCAGAUCGCUUCGAUCAGUGACGACUAUACGGUGCGGCUGUGGGAUGUAGAUUUAGGUCAGUGUUUGGCAGUUGUCAAUGGUUUCAACGGAUAUGUCACAAGCAUCGCCUGGAACGCGACUCUCAACGGCACCUAUUUCGCAACCGGCUGUGACGAUAAGUCUGUACGCGUGUGGAAGGUCAUAGAAGAGGAUGACCGCUACAAGGUGCUCCUACAUUGGAGUACGAUGCAUGACUCACUUUUUGUCUCGGAUACCUCAAUCCAAAAUGCCCAAGGCUUGAACAGGAUAAAUAUGCGACUAUUGGAGCAGCGCGGCGCUGUGGGUGUGCCGAUUCCACCUUCGAGCUUCCGCGAGACAGGCAAGAAGCUGAUCAGCAUGGCGUCCGUGGCAUCCAAACUGAAGAUGCCAUCAAACCACAGUAUGUUGGAUACCUUCCCCAUGGUCAGUUCCCCUGCUGCACAGUCAGCGAAACCAGUCGAUUCGGCGAAUGUCCCUCCGCUUGGAUGGAAGGGCAAAAAAGCGUCGUCCCAGGCGACGGAAUAGAAUCCAUCAGCGACAUCG